AUGUUUUUCAUUCUUAUUUUCUUCGCCUUCGUUUUGAAUUUCUUCUUCUCCUUAAAAAUUCUUCUUCUUUUCCUUCUUAUUUUCCUUCUUCUUUUCACUCUUUUUACACGCUUCUACAUCUUUUUCUUCAGUACUGAAUUAUUUUUCAAUGACUUCUUUAUUCUAUUUCACUUCUUCUUAUGUUUUUCAUUCUUAUUUUAUUCGCAUUCUUUUUUUUUUCCUCUCAUAGUUUCUCAUUCUUAUUUUCUUCGACCUUUUUCACUUUUUCUUUCAAUUUCUUAUUCUUUUUCUUUAAAAUUCUUCCUCUUUUCUUUUUACUUCCACGACGUUUCAUUUUUUUUACAUUUAAAUAUUAUUUUUCCAUUACAUUUUUAUUCAAUUUUCUUAUGUUUUCUUAUCCUUAUUUUUUUCGGCUUUCUUCAUUUUUUCUUUCAUUUUUUCUUCUUCUUCUUCUUUAAGAUACUUUUUAUUUUCUUUUUACUUCCACACCUUUUCACUUUUUCUUCAUUUAAAUAUUAUUUUUCCAUUACAUUUUUAUUCAAUUUUCUUAUGUUUUCCUUAUUUUCUUCGCCUUUCUUCAUUUUUUCUUUCAAUUUUUCUUCUUCUUCUUUAAGAUACUUUUUCUUUUACUUUUACUUCCACGCCUUUUCACUUUUUUUCAUUUAA
Molecule: messenger RNA, 666 nt
Organism: Acanthosepion pharaonis
Lineage: Eukaryota; Metazoa; Mollusca; Cephalopoda; Sepiida; Sepiidae
Source: the annotation of a GenBank genome assembly